Molecule: messenger RNA, 519 nt
Organism: Acanthosepion pharaonis
Lineage: Eukaryota; Metazoa; Mollusca; Cephalopoda; Sepiida; Sepiidae
Source: the annotation of a GenBank genome assembly
AUGGCUGCUUCAAGCACAGAAAAAGAUGAGAAUGAGGAUAUGGUUGCUUCAAGCACAGAAAAAGAUGAGAAUGAGGAUAUGGCUGCUUCAAGCACAGAAAAAGAUGAGAAUGAGGAUGUGGUUGCUUCAAGCAUGGAAAAGGCCAAGAAUGAGGAUAUGGUUGCUUCAAGCACGGAAAAAGAUGAGAAUAAGGAUAUGGUUGCUUCAAGCACAGAAAAAGAUGAGAAUGAGGAUAUGGCUGCUUCAAGCACAGAAAAAGAUGAGAAUGAGGAUGUGGUUGCUUCAAGCAUGGAAAAGGCCAAGAAUGAGGAUAUGGUUGCUUCAAGCACGGAAAAAGAUGAGAAUGAGGAUAUGGUUGCUUCAAGCAUGGAAAAGGCCGAGAAUGAGGAUAUGGUUGCUUCAAGCACGGAAAAAGAUGAGAAUGAGGAUAUGGUUGCUUCAAGCACAGAAAAGGUCGAGAAUGAGGAUGUGGUUGCUUCAAGCAUGGAAAAGGCCGAGAAUGAGGAUGUGGUUGCUUAA